Messenger RNA from Symbiodinium sp. CCMP2592, 408 nucleotides. NCBI's taxonomy places the organism in Eukaryota, Dinophyceae, Suessiales, Symbiodiniaceae. The record is from the annotation of a GenBank genome assembly.
AUGUUCGAAGAGAAGAUCAACUCGCCGGCUGUGAAAGCCUACUUCGAAGUCUUGGGUCUCGAUGUGUGGGAUGCAUGGUCUUUCUUCAAGCUCUUGGACCUCGAUGACGGGGGUGAUGUGGAGAUUGAGGAGUUUUUAAUGGGCUGCCUUCGCCUACGUGGAACCGCCCGCGCAAUUGACGUCGGCAAACUCAUCCAUGAUCAAACUUGGCUUAUCCGCACGCACGGCAAGUUCCAGACCUAUGUGGAGGCGGAGCUCAAGAAGAUUCAAGAGCAGCUGCUAUGGAUGGCAGGUGUCGGUCCCGGCACACCAGACAAUGCUCGGUCCACCAGCACUGGCAGCUUUGGAUUCCGCAACCUGCGCAAUCGGACAUCAAACUCAUCUGAUACGAAUGCCAAAGAUAGCUGA